This is a messenger RNA of Colletotrichum fioriniae, 237 nucleotides long. Lineage: Eukaryota; Fungi; Ascomycota; Sordariomycetes; Glomerellales; Glomerellaceae. The record is from RefSeq and is a predicted model, not a curated record.
AUGGCCAAGAUCAACUCUGUUUUGACCUUUGGAGAUCCCGGCAACCCGGGCGCCAUUACUGGCGCUGAAGGCAAAACUAAGAUCAUCUGUCACGACAAUGACGCUGUUUGCAGUGGAGGCUUCAUCACUGUCGACCAUUUGACUUAUGCUGAGGACGCGGACGCUGCGGCUCAGUUUGUCUUGCAGAUGGCAAGCGAAGAAGAGUUUAUCGACGCUAAUGAGCCUAUCUUCUUAUAG